AUGACCUUAGUUCAGAAUGGUGGACGACGUCCGGUUCCCAAGAAACGUGAGCCCACUAAACACACUUCCGAGAUGGCUGCACGGGAUUUUGGUCGUCAGGUGUGGGCCCCGGAUGCUAAAGAAGGAUACGUGUUGGGGACACUCGACGACAUCGGUACGGAGAAUAUCACAGUGGUGCGGAAGGACGGCAACGGUCAAAUCAAAGCAAGUUACGAUGAGGUCUUCCCGGCCGAGGACGAUCCGAAGAAAACCGUUGACGACAAUUGUGCACUGAUGUAUUUAAAUGAAGGAACUCUUCUUAACAAUUGUCGACAACGUUAUGUGAAAAAGCAAAUUUAUACAUAUGUUGCCAAUAUACUCAUCUCUAUUAACCCAUACGAAGAAAUCGAUGGUCUUUAUUCAAUUGAUACAAUAAAGAAGUAUCGAGGAAAGUCACUAGGACAAAUGCCACCACACGUCUACGCAGUUGCUGACAAAGCUUAUCGUGAGAUGAGACGCAAUAAAGAAUCUCAGUCAAUCAUUGUGUCUGGAGAAUCUGGUGCUGGAAAAACGGAAUCACAGAAGGCUAUAUUGAGGUACCUUUGUGAGAAUUGGGGAGCUGCAGCCGGUCCCAUUCAGAAGCGCAUACUUGAGACAAAUCCAAUUUUGGAAGCGUUUGCAAAUGCGAAAACGCUCCGAAACAAUAACUCGAGUCGAUUCGGGAAAUUCGUUGAAAUCCACUUUGGCACGGAUGACAAAGUCGCUUGGAGUUUUGUUGUCCAUUAUCUUCCUCGAAAGUCGAGAGUGUGUCGGCAGGCUAACGGCGAACGGAACUACCACAUCUUCUACCAGUUGAUUGCUGGAGCUCCAAGUGACCUGUACAAAAAGCUUCGGCUAGCGCCUCCGGAUAAGUUCAAGUAUCUGAAGUAUGGCACGACUACCUUCUUUGUGCGGCCUGGCUCCAAGUCGAAGGUCAGCUCCGAUCGGCUCAGCGAGCAGGUAUGGCAUAUGUUGUUGUGCUUUCAGUAUUAUACAACCAUCUUCACCAGCAACCCGUGCAGAUCUGAGUCCUACGGCGCUCACAAGUCCCAUUAUUGGCGGACGCCGUCUUUAGCCAUGAUGGUCAUCUUUCCAUACUAUUCAUUUGGACGUAAAAACUUAAAUCGAACAAAUUGUGGCGUCGAGUUGGAAGGAGUUAGGGGCGCGAAAUCUGGUCUGCUGAUCGACGCGAUCGUUGACGAUGCGGCCGAUUUCUCACAUCUCGUGGAUGCUCUUGGAAGAGCCGGACUCACCAGUGAUGAGAUCGGUGAUAUAUGGUGUACGGUUGCAGGAGUGCUACACUUGGGCAAUGUAGAAUUCGAUGAAAACCGAAUGACAUCGAGAGGUGGUUCUGGUAGUGCACCAGUCCAUAUAAGGAUUUCAGGUGGUUGCAAGGUGGCCGCAGAGACUGAGGAAGCGUUGGUGAUUGCCUCUGAACUGCUCGGCUUAGAAGUGGCCGAAAUGAAGAUGGGCCUUGUGUCAAGGAUUAUGCAGGCCACGAAGGGCGGAGUCAAAGGACCUCAUCAGGGGCGUGACGCACUGGCGAAGGCGUUUUAUUCGAAGUUGUUCGAUUGGCUGGUUGCGCGAAUCAAUAAAUCAAUACCAUUCGAGAAAAGUGUCAGCUACAUUGGCGUGCUUGACAUAGCCGGAUUUGAAUUCUUCGAAGUGAACUCGUUCGAGCAGUUCUGCAUCAAUUACUGUAACGAGAAGCUGCAGGACUUUUUCAACGAGCGUAUACUGAAACAGGAGCAGGAGCUCUACGCCAAGGAAGGACUGAAUGUGCCAAAAAUCGAAUACUCAGACAAUCACGAUUGUAUUGAGCUUUUCGAGAAGAAGCCAUCCGGUCUGCUCGAUCUACUCGACGAGGAGUCUCGCCUACCUCGACCCACCCCUCAGCACUAUACGAUGGCGGCUUAUGAGUCUAACAAAGGGCAUUUCCGCUUGGAGAGUCCGCGUCGUUCACGUCUGCGACAACAUCGCGAUCUCCGUGAGGACGAGGCGUUCCUUGUUCGCCAUUAUGCUGGUACUGUCUGUUAUCAGACGGCGCAGUUCCUAGAGAAGAACAACGACACGCUGCACAAUUCUCUCGAAUUCCUCGUAGAACAGAGCAGUGUGAAGUUCAUUCGCAAUCUGUUCGAGGGCAGUCAUGCUCCUGAACCGGCUCCAGGACGGCGAGGAGGUGGCGGACGUCUUCAAGCUGCUACUGUUGGAGGGAAAUUCCGUACUCAACUCACGGUCUUGUUGGAGAAACUAAAAGAAACGGGCACUCAUUUUGUGCGUUGUGUCAAGCCGAACUCGUCAAUGAGUGCCGGUGUUUGUGAUGGUGCGGCUAUAUUGUCGCAGUUGAAAUGUGCAGGAAUGGCCAGCGUACUCAAACUGAUGCAGAAAGGAUUCCCGUCGAGGACAUCAUUUGCCGAUCUCUACAACAUGUAUCAGCGUCAACUACCUCCAGAUUUGGCACGGCUUGAUCCCAGACUUUUCUGCAAGUGUCUUUUCCAUGCUCUCGGCUUGAACAAUAUCGACUUCAAAUUUGGACAGACAAAGGUAUUCUUCCGGCCGGGCAAGUUUGCCGAAUUCGAUCAGUUACUUCGCCAAGAUCCUGAACAAAUGCGUGAGCUGAUCAACCAAGUAAGGUCAUGGCUGUUGAAAGCUCGUUGGCGAAAGGCUCAAUAUGGUGCAUGGAGUGUCAUCAAGUGUGAGUUCCGUUGA
Molecule: messenger RNA, 2727 nt
Organism: Ostertagia ostertagi
Lineage: Eukaryota; Metazoa; Nematoda; Chromadorea; Rhabditida; Trichostrongylidae
Source: the annotation of a GenBank genome assembly